CCCGCAAAAACCGACGAGUCGGAACCGAAAAAAAGUUCAGAGCCGUGAACUUUUUUUCGAUUUCUGCGGGAUAUCGUUCCACGCGACAUUUUAUGGCGCACAGCGGCAUUCUUUUGUUUUGUUUACUUCUGCCUUUUUUGAAGUGACAGAAGGUUGAGUAGGUGUCAGUUUUCAUCCGAUUUGUGUAGAUUAUAGUCGUAUUUUCUGUGUUAAGUUGUUCUGGAUAUUCACCUACCUACGCAUCAGUAUGGAACGUGCAAUGAGAGAUGAAGAUGGAGAAAUGAGUGGAGAAAUGGACUUCAACGAAUCAAUAAUUGAAGCAGUCAGGAAGUACCCAGGUUUGUGGGACAAAAAGUCGAAGGACUAUGCAAAGAAAAAGACUGUAAAAGAUCUUGAUUGGCAAAGAGUGGCAGCUGAGUGCAGAUGUGAUGUGCAAGCUGCCAAAGAGAGGUGGAAGUCUUUGCGGGACUACUAUCUGGCCAGAAAAAGGAAGACUCUGCCCAGUGGAUCAGCAGCACCUGCAGGUGGCCAUCAGCACCUAGGACCCUAUGGGAAUAUGCUCAGAUUUCUGGACCCCAGCACCCAGCGUGGGCCGUAACUCUAGGGCUAGGCGCUGAUCAUCCAUUGCCAAAACACUAGGCCAUCUAGAGGACACAACCAAAUUAGUCUGGUUAAUAAUCUACCCACCAAGGGAGCCUUCAGUGAAAAUGGAAAAGAGCAGAUUUAUUGCUCUGGCUCGGAAGUUCAAUGCUGUUCUUUUUGAAGAGAACGGCCUGCUGUCCGGCGCGCUGCCGCUGGUAGUGGCCGGCCACACAGUGGGCCUGGUGCGUGCCGAGCUGUUGCCGCUGGUGCGGGCCGCCUCCAUGUUCCACGUGACUGAGGGCGCCGUGACGCUGGACCCUGCGCUGGAGACGCCCGAGGCGCGCUCGGCGGCCAUGGCCGAGCUUCUGCAGCGCUGGAGGACGCAGGAAAACCUGGUGGCCCUGCGCGGCUGGAGGAACGAGUGUUAUGAUGUGCGGGCGUCCUUCUCCAGCGCUCCCCUACUAAAGAUGGAACGGUCGGCUACAUGUGUGUUUGGGAUCCGGCAGUACGGGGUCGACCUGAACGGCUACACCCACCACCCGGAGCGGGGCUUCUGCGUCUGGAUCCAGCGCCGCUCGCUGGAGAAGCCCACCUGGCCCGGCAAACUGGACAACAUGGUCUCAGGCGGCCUGACGUCCGGGCUCGGCCUACUGGAGGCCGUGCAGAAGGAGGCCUGGGAGGAGGCCGGCAUCCCCGAGCACCUGCUGCCCGGUAUCCGGUCGGCCGGCGCCGUCUCGUUCGUCUACGGUAAAGGGAGCGCCACAUUCGCCAACCAUGCCUUCUGCUUCGAUAUCCAGCUUGCACCCGAUUUCCAGCCGAGAAAUCAAGACGGGGAGGCGGAGGAGUUUAUGCUGGUUACACCUAAGGAGCUAAUGGAGCUCGUCUGUAGCCCCGAGUUCAAGACGACCAGCGCGCCGGUCACCCUCGACUUCCUCAUACGGCACGGCUUCAUCACACCCAACAACGAGCCGCGCUUUCUGGAGAUCUGCGAGCUGCUGCACGUGCCACUGGCCAGUGCGUACAGUACGGGCCGGCUCAUUAGCGGGCUGCAGGCCAUCCACGGCUGAGCUGUGAACAGGCGCCGCGAGUGGGGAGGCGCAGCCGUCCAGACGCCGCCGGACCGAACCCUCCAUAGCCAACAGGACAAGACACUUCCGGACCCUCCACAGCCGACAGGACAGGACAGGACAGACCACCGGACCGACCCUCGAUAGCCGAUACUCGACAAGACGGGACAGGAUAGGCCGCUAGACCGCACCCUCUCCAGCUGUCACAACAGGACAGUACAGGAUCCUCCAUAGCCGACAUCGACAGGACAGGGCAGACCGCCAGACCCGACCCUUUAUAGCCGACAGAAGAAAAUAAGGACAGUACACCGCCACACAGGACCGAAACAUAUAGCGGACGGGACGGUCAGGGUGGUUCAGAUGUCUUCAUCCGACAGAACACCACCGGACAGGCGGACAGCACCAGAUCGGAAUCACUACACAACCUUACCUUCCCACCGGACAUGGGCCUUUCCACCAAACCAAGCCACCGCCAGAACUGCCAUUUCCUUGCCGAUUUGUGUCCUUCCCAUCCAGUUUAAACCUCUCCAUGACUGAUAUGCCUGACUGACGUCCGCACGAAUGUCGCUACGAACAGUAACUUCGCCCCUCCCCUGGAAGGACGGCGGUGCUAAGGACCGGGAGUCGCACCUACUCCUGUUUGUCAGGUAUACUCAGCUGUGGGGCGUCUUUACGGGUAGUGCGGGUGUGCUGCCGGUCUGAGCUGUGGGUGUGCUACCCUCCGUGGUAUGACACCUCUGCCGGUAUGGCGGGUCUGCCCUGCCGGUAUGUCGGUAUGGUGCCCUGUCGUGAGAUGUGCCGUCUGCCUGCCCUGUGGGUAAGACGCCUCCGUUGGGCACUGUCCCGCGGUGUGGCGACCCUGCCGGUAGAGCAGCUAUCCCGCUCGUUUGGGUGAGCCGUGGUGGCCCUCGGCUGCUCCCAUUUCCUUGCCAGGGAGGUCUGGAGGUCCGCAUAGAGGGCAGCGUUAGGCCUCGAAGGCUGUGGGGCGGUCAGUGUUGUUGAACAGAGGCAACUCAAAGUGGUCCCGUUGAGUCGGUGUGUUUUAAAGAGUCCGUAGUUAUUUGUAGACGUUUGCCUGUUUCUAAUAUGUGGUAUCUUCUAGAGCUUUCCUUUGGCUCUUGGGUACCUUUUUGGGACUUGUGUGUUAUAUUAUGUAGUCAAUUUGCAAUUGGUUCAAUGUGUACUACGUUAUUGCUUUGUGUCGGAUUUUACCGUAUGGGAAGUCAUUUGACUAAGAAUAUACAUUGUCGCACCAUA
This is a messenger RNA of Amphibalanus amphitrite, 2906 nucleotides long. RefSeq names its product nudix hydrolase 24, chloroplastic-like. The record is from RefSeq and is a predicted model, not a curated record. The transcript has 11 exons. Gene Ontology annotation, molecular function: 8-oxo-dGDP phosphatase activity. Gene Ontology annotation, biological process: regulation of transcription by RNA polymerase II. Gene Ontology annotation, cellular component: nucleus; transcription regulator complex. Bases 708 to 1649 code for a protein of 313 amino acids. Lineage: Eukaryota; Metazoa; Arthropoda; Thecostraca; Balanomorpha; Balanidae.